Rubroshorea leprosula is the source of this 1286-nucleotide messenger RNA. Lineage: Eukaryota; Viridiplantae; Streptophyta; Magnoliopsida; Malvales; Dipterocarpaceae. The record is from the annotation of a GenBank genome assembly.
GGCAUUGCUCUUAAAUAAAGGACAUUAGUGAUAGAUGAAAUGAAAUUGAUGAGGAGAAAAAUCAGUAUCAAUUGGCACAAAGGGAAAUUACAGUCUAGAAGAGCAGAGAGUACAAGUUAUAUUGAGCUGUCAAAGCUCCAUGGUCGAGAUAAGGAAAUGAAAGACUUAAUAAACAGUUUGUUGUGUGGUAGUAGUGAUCCAGGGCCAGGAGAGAGUGAUGCCAAAACCAUCUUUGUUGUAGGCAUGGGUGGUGUGGAAGUUUUUGAUGGGAACAGAGUUGCCGAGGAAAUUCUUGUUUCUCUUGAAAGUCUCGAUCAUGUUUCAGCUCGAGAUCUUGAUUCUGUUUCACUGCAAAUUCUUGUGGAGAAAAUUUGCAAAUCUAUUCAGAGGAAGAAGGUUCUUCUUGUUCUGGAUGACGUGUGGACAGAUAAAAGUAGUAGCUGGGAACCACUGAAUGUAGCUUUCAACCAUGCAGCACCUGAAAAUGAUUGUUGGAAAAUACUAAGCCUAGAAGCUUUUGUUGGAAGAACUGAGGAACAAUGUAAAAGUUUGGAGGACAUGGGAAGAAAAAUUGCAGAGAAAUGUAGUGGACUGCCACUGGUAGCGAAAGUUCUAGGAAGCAUGCUGCGUUUCAGGGAAACAAUAGAAGAAUGGGAAAAUAUCUUGAACAGUGAGGUAUGGAAUUUAGAAUUAAAAGAAGUUUUUGCCGCUCUGCUGUUGAGUUAUUGUGAUUUACGCUCAGCAGAAAAACAACGCUUUUUGUACUGUUCAAUCUUUCCAAAGGAUUUUGACAUCAAAAGAGAUGACAUGAUUCAUCAGUGGAUGGCACAAGGUUAUUUGAGCUCUAGUCAGAAUCCAGAGAUGGAAAUUAUUGGAGUUAGGUGCUUUCAGUGCUUGGUGGCACGAUCUUUCUUUCAAGAUCUUGAAAAACGUGAAGAUGGCAGCAUAACAUGUAAGAUCCAUGACAUGGUAGUGGAUUUCGUCAGAGACUUGAUGCAAAAUGAACUUGUGUUCAAGCUUCAAACUGCUGUAAGCCUGUAACACUUGCAGAGGAAACUCACCAUCUGUCGGUAGCACUGGCAGACCAUACACGUUUCCCUACUUCCAUUCUUGGUGCGGCAAAAUUGCAAAGCCUGAACAUCUUCAAGAUUGAUGAUGAAAAAGAAGAAGAAACUAAUCAGUGUUUGAGUAACUUGUUUAUUCAAGCAGAACAUCUGCGUUUACUGAAUUUCCAUGGUGGCACUGGUAAUAUUGGUGGAUUUCCUAAAGAAAUAGGCAAAUUGAUG